AAACUUUGCUUACAGCUCAAGCAAGCAAGACACGCUUACGAGUAUUUGAUUUACUUUGUGAUCAGUCACUUCAUUAAACCUGAUUAAAAUGGCAUUCAAAUUUGUUGUUGCUUUUGCCUUGCUCGCCGUAGCCAAUGCUGGUCUUCUCCCAGCUGCCCAAGUCUACCAUGCCGCCCCAGCUGCUCAUGUUUAUCAUUCUGCUCCCGCUGCUGUAGUUAAGACCGUUACUCCUGUUUUGGCCAAGGCUGAUGAUGAAUUUGAUCCUCAUCCCCAAUACAAAUAUGGUUACAAUGUAGAAGAUUCUGUGUCUGGUGAUUCUAAGAGCCAAGUUGAAGAACGUGACGGUGAUGUUGUUCGCGGUGAAUACUCUUUGAUCGAUGCUGAUGGCUUCAAACGUACCGUUCAAUACACAGCUGAUGAUCACAAUGGUUUCAAUGCUGUCGUCCACCGUGAACCUCUUGUAAAGACUGUUGCUCCCGUAGCCCACUAUGCUGCUCCUGCUGCUGUUGUUAAAACUGUAGCUCCAGUAGCUCAUUAUGCUGCUCCUGCUGUUGUUAAAACCGUAGCUCCUGUGGCUCACUAUGCUGCCCCUGCUGCUGUUGUGAAGACCGUAGCUCCCGUGGCCCACUACGCUGCUCCCGCUGUUGUUAAAACUGUAGCUCCCGCUUACACCACCUACUCCGUACCUGCUCAUCACUAAAUUGAAUGCCAUUAUUAAAGAAUCAUUUCUGACUGACAAAGCUUGUUAAUUGUUUUCAAUGUUAUGUUUAAAUGAUGAAAUAAAUAUAAGAUAUUAUUUUAAGAAAA
This is a messenger RNA of Lucilia sericata (common green bottle fly), 807 nucleotides long. Its product is annotated as larval cuticle protein A2B-like. The transcript is spliced from 2 exons. NCBI's taxonomy places the organism in Eukaryota, Metazoa, Arthropoda, Insecta, Diptera, Calliphoridae. The coding region runs from base 89 to 700 and encodes 203 amino acids. The record is from RefSeq and is a predicted model, not a curated record. Gene Ontology annotation, cellular component: extracellular matrix.